Molecule: messenger RNA, 384 nt
Organism: Podarcis muralis (Common wall lizard)
Lineage: Eukaryota; Metazoa; Chordata; Lepidosauria; Squamata; Lacertidae
Gene: UTS2
Product: urotensin 2
Biological process (GO): regulation of blood pressure; blood vessel diameter maintenance
Cellular component (GO): extracellular region
Molecular function (GO): hormone activity
Source: RefSeq, a predicted model, not a curated record
AUGGACAAGCUGACCUGGAUCUGCCUCUCCCUUGCCAGUCUCUCUGGCCCACUGUGGGCAAUCCCUGUGGCCAGCGAAGGGUCCUACUGGCUCCCAGCCACUGAUGAAGAUGCCAGGAUAACUCUGGAGGCCCUGAGCAGCAGGAACAGAGGGUCCUCCCUCAUGCAGACCCCACGGGGAUUAGUGGGAGCACAGGUGGAAGACACUCUGAGGAAAGCAGGUCUCCAGCCCAGAGGCUUUAUGCCAUCGAGGGAAAAUGUCAAAGAGGUACUCUUCGGAAACCUCCCCCAGAACACGCUGCUGAGCCGCUUGCUAGCCACAGACAGGAAGCAGUACAAGAAGCGUGGAAACCUCUCCGAAUGUUUCUGGAAAUACUGCGUGUAA